Messenger RNA from Cololabis saira (Pacific saury), 3441 nucleotides. It is a transcript of the gene uhmk1, whose product is annotated as U2AF homology motif (UHM) kinase 1. Bases 483 to 1814 code for a protein of 443 amino acids. Gene Ontology annotation, biological process: regulation of protein export from nucleus; positive regulation of translational initiation; peptidyl-serine phosphorylation. Gene Ontology annotation, molecular function: ATP binding; RNA binding; ribonucleoprotein complex binding. Gene Ontology annotation, cellular component: nucleus; neuronal ribonucleoprotein granule. The transcript is spliced from 9 exons. NCBI's taxonomy places the organism in Eukaryota, Metazoa, Chordata, Actinopteri, Beloniformes, Belonidae. The record is from RefSeq and is a predicted model, not a curated record.
AAGUCAGAUCAGUAUCAACAACUUGAGUUUACAACUCAGACCAAACUUCCCUGCUGUCGCAGACAGGACUCUCUACUCAGCAUUUUUGAAUGUUAAUUUCGUUUGCUUUAACAACAUUCGGACCAGUAUGGGCUGUGAGUUUCCUCCCGCGCUGCGGAAGAGGUUUAUUGUCGUUAUUAAACCAAACAGUGGCUAGUUUAAGCAGCUGGAGCAGCUAAUGCGGCUAAGGUCUGGUCAGCUGACUGGACUAAUCCCGACAUGUUAUUGUAAUGUUAGUGUUAGUGGAACAUGCUCAGGUGUUAGUGGAACAUGCUCAAGUGUGAGUUAGGAUGAGUUUGAGCAGGGCUGUGCUGACCGGCUGGCGUUGACGGAUCAGAGAGGUUUAUAUGUGGCGCUGAUAGAUCCGUUUUCACCUGUCAACUAGCUGCUUUCCCCCCUCCUGACCCCCCCUCCGUCUGUCCCCCCGCUGGUCUCCCUCCUCCAUGGCCCACUGCGGCUCCAGCGACCCCCCCGCCAAGCCCCCGGCCCUGGUCCCGGCCCUGGCCGGCCCGCAGGGCCCCCAGGCCGGCGUGGACCAGAGCAUGAAGCCGGUGCUGUUCGAGAUCUUCGGGGAGCUGUGGACCGUGCAGGCCCGGCUGGGCCAGGGCGUCUCGGCCUCGGUGUACCGGGUCAGCUCCGGCCGGGCCGCCACCGCCGCCGUCAAGGAGUUCCAGGCAGACCCCCAGUCCCAGGCCGGGGACUACGGAUACCAGAAGGAGCGGGCCGUGCUGGAGGACAUCCAGGGACACAAGAACAUUGUGACGCUGUACGGCGUGUUCACCAACCACAGCUGCCUGGGCGUCAGCACCCGCUGUCUCCUGCUGGAGCUGCUGGACGUCAGCGUGUCCGAGCUGCUGGUGAGACGCAACCUGGGGACGCAGGCUGGGAGACCCCAGCAGGGCCACUCCAUGUGGCUGGUCCAGCACUGCGCCAGAGACAUCCUGGAGGCCCUGGCCUUCCUUCACAAGGAAGGUUACGUACACGCUGACCUCAAACCACGCAACAUCCUCUGGAGCGCCGACGACGAGUGCUUCAAGCUCAUCGACUUCGGCCUCAGCUUCAAACAGGGGAACCAGGAUGUGAAGUACAUCCAGACGGACGGGUAUCGUGCUCCAGAGGCCGAGCUGCAGAACAGCCUGGCCCAGGCCGGGGUGGAGGGAGACUCGGGCUGCACGGCUGCUGUGGACCUGUGGAGCCUGGGCGUCAUCCUGCUGGAGAUGUUCUCAGGAAUCAAACUCAAGGAGACCGUGCGCUCACAGGAGUGGAAGGAGAACAGCGCUGCCAUCGUAGACCACAUCUUCACCAGCAACAGCCUGGUGUACCCGGCCAUCCCCGUGUAUCACCUCAGAGAUCUCAUCAAGAGCAUGCUUGUGAACUCCCCCAAACAAAGAUGCACAGCUGAAGCCGCCCUGCUGAGCCCCUUCUUCAGUAUUCCCUUCGCGCCUCACAUCGAGGAUCUGGUUCUGCUGCCUUCCCCUGUCCUGCGCCUGCUCAACCUGAUCGAUGACAGCCACCUGCACAACGAGGAAGAGUACGAAGAUAUCCUGGAGGACAUGAAGGAGGAGUGUCAGAAGUACGGCUCCGUGGUUUCUCUGCUCAUCCCAAAGGAGAACCCCGGCAAAGGACAGGUGUUUGUGGAGUACGCCAACUCCAGCGACUCCAAAGAAGCCCAGCGGCUGCUGACGGGCCGCACCUUCGACGGGAAGUUUGUGGUGGCCACGUUCUACCCUCUGAGCGCCUACAAGAGAGGUUACCUCUACCAGACUGUACAGUGAAUCCUCCGGCAGUCUGUAACCUCUGCACUGCUCUCACCAUGGAAAAUAAUACUGCAAAAGGCUCCACCAUGGAGAAAUCUUCUCCCCGUUAAAAAAAAAAGAAGAAAAAAACAGCAAAUCUUCAGUUGCGUGUGGCUGCCGUGCAGUUAAAACCAUUUCAGUUCUCAGUGGGUGUAAUCCAAAGUUCUGCAUGCUGUCCCUGUGGUUCCACAGGUGUUCUUAGUUUGAUGCAGGUUAAGUAAGCAGCUUCCCUUCUGUACGUGUCCCGUCCACCCGGUGCUUCACGGCGUACGCACCGGAACCCGUUAGCCUGUAAAUGCAUGUGUGCUGGACAGACGCCGGUGUGGAGCAGCAACACCGAAACACUGAAACACUUAAUCUCAUCACGUGUCAGGGAAACUGGGUGCAAACACGAGGAAGGUGAACUCUGGAGUUUCUGUCUAAGACCUCAAAUCUUAACAAAGGUAUCCUCAAAAAAGCCCUGUCCCUGUGAACAGAAGAUGCAACGAAAACUAGUGUCUUUGUUGUUUUUGAAGAAGUGAUUAUUCUCAUCAUUGUGUUGCUGGUGAUGUUUGGCCUUUAGAGGAAGCAGCAGAUGUUUUCAGCUGCAUCCUCUGCUCGUUUCCAGGGAGAAGUGGACGGACAGCAAGCCCAGGGCUCCCAGUACGCAGAUGUGUAGCCUCAUAUCUUUAUAUCUAAGCCUUUCAUUCUCAAGGCCUCGCGCUUGGACAAUAUUUGAAUCGCUUAUGCUUGAAUUCACCAAAGCACGUAGUACUAUUUGUGCUUCCUUUGCGACACAGAACAAAGUACAAAUUACUGAGCACAUCCUGGAAAUGAUCAAAAAUCCAUGUAGGAAUUAGCAAGUGAUCUGCAUUAUCAGUAUCUUUCUCAUUUAUUUAAUUCCCCCCCCCCCCCCUAGUUGGAAGAAAGUGUACGAGCCAAAAUAUCAAAUCUAUCAGAUGUAGUCAGGUACGUCUGGGGCUCAGCUCGCGGCCGCCGCCGCGUCGCUCUCAGUCUCCAGCCAAUCAGAGGGAGGAAUGAGGCUUUGACUGAGAGUGGAGGCUGCGGGUGUGAAACCCGGAGAGUGUUGGUGCAGGGAGAGACCACUAAACGCUCCCGCCCAGGAUCUGAAGGAUCUGAAGGGUCUGAAGGCCGUGACGGCACGAGAGCCAGCACUUGAGAUCCCUGCCAGUACGGUACAGACGCAGCUCACAGGCUUUGGAACGAUCUUCCAGUCUCUCUGCGUUCCAUGGAGUCUGUUGACUCCUUCAAAAGGCAACUAAAGACCUUUUUAUUUGUGCAGGCUUUUGCCUAAUUAUCUUGGGGCUGUUAUGAUUGUAAAUGUGUUGUCUUGGCCUUUUUAAUCUUAAAUUUGUAUGUAUCCCUUACCUGUUUUUAUUUUAACUGUGAAGCGCUCUGUGACCAUGGUCUGUGAAGAGCGCUCUACAAAUAAAGUUUACUUACUUACUUACCUGCCGUCACCAGGUGAACUGCAGCUAAAUCACUACGCGUAAACCAGGCGGAGGAUCCACACCCUCUGAAAAAUCCUCUAGAGCAGUACGGAGUCAGACGUCGCUCCAUGUAGCUCCUAUAAUGUAAUAGUUUCACCCUAUAAUGUAAUAAUUUC